AUGGGAGGACAACGAAGUGAUUCACUGAGUGAACAAAAUUUGGUGACAAAAUUGAGUAAGAUGCUUGAAGGACUGGUUCUUCCAGAAGACUCUGGACUCAAUGAACAAUGUAUUUAUAAAGUACCUCAAACAUUGCGUGUAAGUAAUCCAAAAGCCUACACACCUCGAAUUGUUUCCAUUGGUCCUUUUCACAAAAAACGUGACUUUGGUAGAGAAGACAAAAUUUUGAAGCCAAUGGAAGAGCUUAAAUUGAAAUAUCUCAAAGGAUUUCUAAUUCGAACCAAGUUACAUUUGAAUAAUUUUAUUGUCAAACUUAAGGAGUUGGAACACAAAAUUCAAAGCUGCUAUGCAGGACCUAUUGACUUUAAUAGCGAUGAUUUCUUACAAAUGAUUCUAAUUGAUGCUUGCUUCAUAAUUGAGCAUUUUCUUAGAUUUUAUCAAGAAAAUGGUUGGAAGGAGAAGGACCCUUUGUUGCAAAAACAUUGGCUGCUAAUUGAUAUUGAGCAUGACUUGAUAUUACUAGAAAAUCAACUUCCUUUCUUUGUUCUUGAAGACAUUUACAACCUUGCUGGUAUGCAAAAUGAAUUUCCCUCUUUUCUUGAGAUUAGUUUCUACUAUUUUAGUGAAUUCAACCGACAAAACAUAAAUCCUGGAAGAGUGUGUCCAAGAGUGAGUCCGAAACACUUCACUGAUCUUCUAAGAACUUUUUUAAUACCAUCAUCAUUUGAUCUUGGGGCACCAAGAAAAUCAGCUGUAAUUAAACAUCUUUACAGUGCAAGCCAACUAUUAGAGGCAGGUAUUAAGCUCGAGGCUAGCCCAAGCAAUUGCUUAGUUGACUUAAACUAUUAUGAGGGUGUAUUGACAAUGCCAACCUUUGGUGUACACGAUGACACAGAAAUAUACUUUAGGAACAUACUGGCAUUUGAGCAUUGUCACGUUCUACAUUCACCCAUCAUUAUUCAGUACAUAAAGAUUCUAGAUUUUCUUAUCAAUACUGGAAAAGAUGUGGACAUACUAGUUGAUAAGAAAAUUAUUAUGAAUUGGAUGGGUGACGCUAAUGCAGUAGCUACAAUGGUUAACAGUCUAGGCUCAAAUGUUUUCAUGCCAUGUUUCAAUUCCAAGUAUUUCUCUCUCUGCAAUGACUUAAAUAAUUUCUAUGAAAAUCCUCUCAACAAAUACAAGGCUAUUUUUGUACAUGAGUACUUCAACACUCCUUGGAAAAUAGCAUCUACCAUUGCUGCAAUUGUGCUACUUUUGCUUACCUUGAUUCAGACUAUAUGUUCAGUCGUCCAACUAUUUUAA
Messenger RNA from Abrus precatorius (Indian licorice), 1302 nucleotides. RefSeq names its product UPF0481 protein At3g47200-like. The record is from RefSeq and is a predicted model, not a curated record. Bases 1 to 1302 code for a protein of 433 amino acids. NCBI's taxonomy places the organism in Eukaryota, Viridiplantae, Streptophyta, Magnoliopsida, Fabales, Fabaceae. The transcript has a single exon.